GAGGCGUUGCUUGCGCGAUCGUUGUCAUAUACUGAGUUUCUCAUGCACAACUCAAUGGAAAGCUAUAUGUGAGAGAAAGGAAGAAAACGUUUCAUUUCGCUGUGACUGGACUGAUCGAAGACGGACGGAUAACGGCACCAGUGCAAGAAUGGGUCCAUCUGACAUAACACCUUCAACGGUUAAUAAUACACAAGUGUGUGCAUCAAUCGAUGACUUCCGUAACCAAGUCUAUUCAACGGUAUAUUCUAUAAUCACCGUUUUAGGGCUGAUGGGCAAUGGCUUCGCUUUGUAUGUGCUCCUUCGUACCUACCGUCAGAAAUCAUCUUUCCACAUCUACAUGCUCAACUUGGCUGUGUCAGACCUGUUGUGUGUUAGCACUCUGCCACUACGGGUGCUUUACUACGUCAACAAAGGGCAGUGGAACCUGGGGGACUUUCUCUGCCGUUUGAGUUCCUAUGCACUGUAUGUCAAUCUCUACUGCAGCGUCUUCUUCAUGAUGGCCAUGAGUUUUACUCGCUUUCUAGCAAUUGUGUUCCCGGUGCAGAACCUGAGGCUAGCCACCGAGAAGAAGGCAUGGAUAGUUUGUGUGUGCAUUUGGGUCUUCAUUUGCACCACCAGUUCACCCUUCCUCCUUUCCGGACAGCAUACUGAUCCAAAGUCUAACAAAACCAAGUGUUUUGAACCACCAGAAACGCCCAAAAGCCUGGAUAAACUUAUCAUGCUGAAUUACUUUUCCCUGGUUGUGGGUUUUAUUAUUCCCUUCCUGGUCAUCUUGCUAUGCUACGCUGGCAUCUUGCGCACUCUACUUAGAAACACUAACAGUGCUAACAAGCAGCGUUACACACGUAACAAAGCCAUUCGGAUGAUUGUUGUGGUGAUGCUGGCUUUCUUGGUUAGUUUCAUGCCCUAUCAUGUACAACGCACAGUGCAUCUCCACUUUAAAAACCGUGAAAAUGCUAACUGCAAAGAUACUAUCUACAUGCAGAAGUCUGUGGUCAUCACUCUCUGCCUCGCUGCUGCUAACUCAUGCUUUGACCCAAUGCUCUACUUUUUCUCUGGAGAGAACUUUCGUCAUCGACUAUCCACCUUCCGAAGGGUUUCUGGAAACUUCAUUGGAACUCGCAAAGGCUGCCGUGCCGUCCAAAGCUCCCCACCUGUGGAGGAGAGUGAAUUGCAAAACUGCAAUGGUUCAGACAAACUUGGGUAGAGGCAAUGGAAAUGCUGAAUCUGUCAAGGCAAAAGCAUAUUUAUUGAGACAAAAUAAGUUAUUCAUUCAAAGUAGUAUUAAGAAAAAAUAAUAAGAAGAAGAGGUUCUUCUGUACUACAUUUGAGCAUUAAGACUGUUAAACGGAACUCUAGAUAUUGUGCAUGGUUCUGAUUACAAGCAAGAAAAUAUACAUUCCAAAAUUUUUUAGAAUACAUUUGCCAUUAAAAACAUACACUAGAAAUAUAGACAUUUUUAAAACACACAUCUCGUAAUACGUAUAACUGAACCCCAUAGUAAGUGUUUAUUGGAUUAACUAUCUGUAUUUGUUAAUUAUUGAUUUCAGAAGACACAUUAACACAAACAUCAUAUAAACAGACUGCAUUCUGCAUACUGUAUUCAUUGUGAAAUAUAUUCUUAAAGUAGCGUUUUUGGGAUGUAUCAGUGUAAAUACAAAAUUAAAUUUCUUGUAAAAUCUGUAUCUUUUAAACAGAUGUAAAUGUCAGACAAAGCUCUGCAGAAAAAGUGCAAGAAGCGCGAGAGGCCAGAAUCAGCACUUCAAGGACCAUAAAAUGGGAGACACUGUCAAUGUGGCACCAGCAGGUCUGGGCUACAACUGAUUACUCCUCCAUAGACAAUCAUAUAAUUUAGGAAAAUGUCCUGUUACAUUGUCAUUUUUAGGCAGUCAACCCAAGACAAAUGUGUCUGAAGACAUGACAAACUGACUACUUCUUUAAGUCAAAAAGGAAGUUGAUUCCCCUCAUCACAUAGAGCUUGACCACCUUUUGAUCUUUCUGACCUUGAACACAGGACUGAAUUCCUCUUCAAACUACUCUCCAAGUAGCAUAGUGACUACCUUUACAUAUCUAAAUGCACCAGCUCAUUCCAAACAAUAUUAAGAGGUCUUACAUUUAAACACAAUUGAAUUGCAUAAUUCUAUGUUAUAUGUGUAACACACGUUUGACUUUCAUGUUUCAAUCACUCACUGUUCAUUCCAUUACUUUGACUAAUUUUGAAUAGUGUUUAACAGAGGUCUUUAACCCUGCCCACUCUCUUGCUAAGUUUAUUAAUAACCUGCUUCAAAACAAUGUAAUUUUCAAGUGGUCCUGAGGAGAUUUAUUAGUUGGUUCAGGUGUAUUUAAUAAGGGUUUGAGCUAAACUCUACAGCACUGUGGAUCUCCAAGAUGUGAUGUUUGGAAAGUGUGUGAAUUUCCCCAAAUGUUACUAAUUUCUCUGUAAAAUGGGUCAUUUUCUCAUUACAGAAUUCAUGACUUAAUUCUACACUGCAAAAGCAGGAAAAUUAGCAGCCACAUAACUGAGAAGAUAGUAGUUCGAACUGCGUGGCACUUUGCAGACCAAUCGGUGUGUGACUUCAAAGUACCGCUCUCUUAUCACUCUUGUGGUAUUUGAUGAUGAAGAGCAGCUGCGCUUCAAGCCGAAUGUGCCUAAUGAAUAGUACCUCAACAAAUGACAUCAGAAAAGCCUCAGGUCAUUAUAUGGUCUAUUACUGAACCGAUACUGAAUUGUCCUCAUCAGCAUCGCUAUGCAUUGUAGAAAUUUGGACACCCCUGCCUAACAUGUCUAAUAAUGUGAGUGGAGAAGAUCAUAGUUAAACCCUGUCAACCAGCAGAGUUUUAAAACUCAUGACAUGAAUGAGUAAUCAGUAUAGUCAGAGAAACCAAAUCUAGUCUGAGUCUCAACUAGCACAAAAUUCAGCAUCAUCAGCCAUCCAUUCUAGUCUCAUUUUACUCUACUUUCAUUUACUUUAGUUUAUUUUCCUUUCUGAGCCUUGUUUUCCAAGUUAGGUUAUGUUGUCUUUCCUCACCUCAAACUUAAACCUCCCUAUGAGACUGAGUCAUCGUCCAUGACUUCCCAAGACUUUACUCCAGAUGUGACCAAAACCUCCAACAAAUGAGCAAACCUGGGAAACCCCUUUCACAGAAUGAUUUAACAAAAGGGUAUCCACAUUCAAAGUUCCACCCCAUAAUAUGUAAAUAUUGAAUUCAUAUUGUAGCUGAACUGGUGUAUUGAUAUAAGGUUUCAUAGACUCAUUGAUAACUCAAUGACAGGGCUAAAAUAAUGAUGGAAGGUUCAUUCGGGUUAGGUCUAAGAAACUGCAUGUUGCUAGAAAGUUAGGAUUUCAUUCUUUCACUUCCCUCAAAGCCAUCCUUUCUUUCUUUCUAUAUUUGUGAAUGCAUGUGU
Messenger RNA from Carassius gibelio (silver crucian carp), 3406 nucleotides. It is a transcript of the gene cysltr1, whose product is annotated as cysteinyl leukotriene receptor 1. Gene Ontology annotation, cellular component: plasma membrane. Gene Ontology annotation, biological process: G protein-coupled receptor signaling pathway. Gene Ontology annotation, molecular function: leukotriene receptor activity. The record is from RefSeq and is a predicted model, not a curated record. The coding region runs from base 149 to 1207 and encodes 352 amino acids. NCBI's taxonomy places the organism in Eukaryota, Metazoa, Chordata, Actinopteri, Cypriniformes, Cyprinidae. The transcript is spliced from 2 exons.